Molecule: messenger RNA, 550 nt
Organism: Diabrotica balteata
Lineage: Eukaryota; Metazoa; Arthropoda; Insecta; Coleoptera; Chrysomelidae
Source: the annotation of a GenBank genome assembly
CUUAAAGAGAAAACAUUAACUCUUAUCAAAAUGAAUCGUUGGUGUCUAUCGGCUUUAUUGGUUACAGUCUUAGUGGCGGUUGUGUGGGGUGCCCCGAAGAGUUUGCAGGAUAACAUAAAAAUCCUUAAGAAAAUUGAUAUUGAGACGGUGUUGAAGAAUGACCGAAUUAUUAAGGGCUAUAUCGAUUGCGUCACUGGUAAAAAGGGUUGUACUCCUGAAGGUGCUGCGUUAAAAGAAAGCUGGAAAGAAGGAAUCGACAAAGGCUGUGAUGAUUGCGACGAAGAAGAAAAAAGAAAAAUAAAGAAAGUUGUCAAGCACAUUUAUUUAAAACACCCUGAUUGGUAUGAAGAAGUAGCAAAUGCUUUAGAUAAAGAUAGGAAAUACCGUACAAAGUACCAAAAAUACAUUGAUGAAAUAGUUGCUGAUAAGACCAUAUAAAUGAAUGUUAGUAUUUAAGAAACAUGUUACCAAAUUGUUGUUAAGGAUGAAAUUUGUUUUGAAUAUUGUAACUAUUAAUUAUAUGAAUCUAAAUAAAAGACAGUAUUAAAAG